AUGAAGGACAAACUGAAGCUGAGGCUUAAGACACUUGAAGAAGGCUUGAAACAUGUGCCUAAUUGCGCUAUCAAUGCUAAUGGGGCCCCCACGAAUGGAAAAUCGAGCCACUUCUUUGGGAUCCUGUCAAGUAACACGAGAACAAAGAAGAGAUCCACAUCACAACCCAGGGCAUCCACCCUCUCCCGAAGCCUGAUGCAGAUGACGGCUGAUGAAAAACAAGAUUCAAGCGAAAUUCUUAUCAAUGGUUUGAGAAAGAAAAAUACUACUGGAGAAAGUUUGUUGAGGAAGAGCUUGUGGGCUUCCCGUAAUAAGGUGAUCGACAGCAGUGAGAAGGAAAAUGCAGCGAUGAACAAAAAUGCAGUAGUCGAAAGUGAAAUGCGCAAGGGUGAGGAAGUCAGACAAUUUGCUGACAUUAAAGAAAGUAAUAAAGGUUUAGAGAUGGCUGAUGUAGAGUGUGAAGAUACGGUGUCGGGUUUCUUAUACGACAGGCUUCAGAAGGAAGUAUUAAACUUGAGGAAGGCCUGUGAGUUGAAAGAAAGCACUUUGAACUCUAAAGAUGAAGAAAUUAAGUUGCUCAUGAAAAAGAUUGAAACACUGACAAGGGCCAUAGAAGUUGAGUCCAAGAAAAUGAAGCGAGAAGCAGCAAUAAGGGAGAAAGAUUCAUCUUUAAUAAAGUCAGAUGAGAAGAUUCGAAGCACAAACUCUUCCAAAAGGUUAGCACCAAUUAUAAAGCAGGGGUAA
Striga hermonthica is the source of this 744-nucleotide messenger RNA. The record is from the annotation of a GenBank genome assembly. Lineage: Eukaryota; Viridiplantae; Streptophyta; Magnoliopsida; Lamiales; Orobanchaceae.